Messenger RNA from Medicago truncatula (barrel medic), 1481 nucleotides. RefSeq lists its product as uncharacterized. The record is from RefSeq and is a predicted model, not a curated record. Lineage: Eukaryota; Viridiplantae; Streptophyta; Magnoliopsida; Fabales; Fabaceae. The transcript is spliced from 9 exons. Bases 169 to 1134 code for a protein of 321 amino acids.
UUUUAUGUAUGUGACAAACAAAAAAAAAACACAGUUUCUAACAGAUAUUUUUUUCCCACCUGAGAUGUUUGUGAGUUUGACCCGACAAUCUAAAUCACCGGAUCCAUCUGAAACGGAGCCUCCCUACUUCGCUAUUCCGUGUGGUGUGGAGAUUGUUUAACUUUUAGGAUGGAGAAUAGAUGUCCAAUAUACGGACCACUGACAGAGGAGUUAACUUUUCUUGAAGGCUCAGCUCCCUUCAAUAAUUGUCAUGCUUCUACCAUUGUCGAGUUUGAUAAGGACCACUUUUUGGUUGCCUAUUUUGGGGGUACAUCAGAGGGGGCACCCGAUGUCAAGAUAUGGUUGCAGACUUGCAAAAAUGGAAGAUGGGAAUCACCUGUAAUUGCUGAUGAACAACCAAAUGUUCCUAUGUGGAAUCCUGUACUAUUCAAACUUCCAUCAGAUGAGCUACUUCUAUUUUACAAGAUAGGCCAAGAAGUUCAAAAAUGGAGUGGAUUCGUCAAACGCUCCUAUGAUAAAGGAAAUACUUGGACAGAAAGAGAGCAACUUCCUCCUGGUAUAUUAGGACCUAUAAAGAAUAAGCCCAUUUUGUUAGAAAAUGGCCAUUUAAUUUGCGGAUCGUCUGUUGAAAGCUGGAACUCUUGGGGUGCCUGGGUUGAGGUCACGUCAGAUUUUGGCAGGUCAUGGAGCAAGCAUGGCCCGAUUUACAUCGAAAAUGAACCUCUAAGUGUGAUUCAACCAGUACCUUAUCAGACUGCAGACGGGAAACUACGUGUCUUACUACGAUCCUUUGAUGGCAUUGGUAGAGUAUGUAUUUCAGAAUCAUCAGAUGGUGGCCAGACUUGGGGACAUGCGAAACCUACUCAGCUUCCUAACCCAAAUUCAGGUAUUGAUGGGGUUAAGCUUCGAGAUGGCCGUAUAUUGCUUGUUUAUAAUACUACAUCGAGGGGCAUACUUAAAGUUGCACUUUCUAAUGAUGAUGGUGAUUCUUGGUAUGAGGCUCUCACAUUGGAGGAUUCUUCUGGAAUGGAAUUCUCCUAUCCUGCUGUUAUCCAAGCUAGUGAUGGGCUAAUACAUAUCACCUAUACAUAUAAAAGGACACAAAUUAAGCAUGUUACUCUUCGGCCAAAUUGAUGUGGAGUAAAUUUUCUCAAGUAAGCAGAGACAAGUACUGUUGUCUGUCUCUAAUUACAUGGUUUUUUAUUUCUUCUGUAUUUUAAUUCAUUAUCAGAACUAUCCUACUGGUACUGUUUGUUUGCUACAAACUCUUAAAUUCAUGUUAUAUUUGCAGAACAUUUGUGCAUCAGUCUUCACACAUUUGUUUGUUUCUAAUAUUUCAUACGGAAGCAAAAAAUUAUCCUUGCACAGAACACAGUAGACAUCUAUAUAUAUACAUGGAUAUAGUUGCAAAAGUGGAUCCCCCCCCCAACUAUUAACUUUGUGAUUGAAAAAUUAAUGUGUUUGAGAAUAAUUUAAAGUGA